Messenger RNA from Gongylonema pulchrum, 321 nucleotides. Lineage: Eukaryota; Metazoa; Nematoda; Chromadorea; Rhabditida; Gongylonematidae. The record is from the annotation of a GenBank genome assembly.
AUGUUUCCUACUGAGAAUGGCUUUGGCAGUAUCUGGUCGUAUGAAAAACGUGCAGAGGAUGAAACUGCAGCUCGGUCAGCACGAACACCACUGGGAACGAUGCGGUUCGGCAAGCGCGGUACAGUACCGCUUGGUACUAUGCGGUUUGGCAAGCGGUCUGAACUGGAAAAUUUCCUGGAUGCUUUAGUACCGGUACAUCCAAAUGGCGACAGAGUUGACAGCAACAGUGGUUAUGUCGAUAAUUUUUACGGUAAGACGGUCUAUCUUGGUCCUUCCGGAAAGCGAAACAGCCCACUUGGUACGAUGAGAUUUGGCAAAUAA